Molecule: messenger RNA, 4593 nt
Organism: Pseudocercospora fijiensis CIRAD86
Lineage: Eukaryota; Fungi; Ascomycota; Dothideomycetes; Mycosphaerellales; Mycosphaerellaceae
Exons: 13
Coding region: 1-4593 (1530 amino acids)
Source: RefSeq, a predicted model, not a curated record
AUGCGUCUCGGCCUGCGUCGUUCAGCUCAGUCUCACGCCCCACGAGGAGAUGGUGUCCGGCAGGCUUAUAUCAAGCACGCCAAAUCCUUGUUGUGGUACGGUACUCGUACACGCGGUACCUUGGGAGGCAAAAGUCGGGCGGCGGGCAUGAUUGGCUGGACCAUGGCCACCACUACCCAGUCAAACAACCACAAAAUGACUUGCAUAGCCUUCCUUCAUCGGCAUCACGAUGCACGAAGGCACACCGGCUCGAAUCUGACCAAACACGAUGUCGUCGGGAAUGCGCGUGGCGUGAAAGGUGAGGGAAGUGGGUGUCUAUUGGGUAUCCUUGUGUUGACCUCACGCCACCGAUGGUUCUGUCACGCUCACGCUCACGCUUGUUGGGCAGCGUGCUUGACUUCUGGCAGACUUGGUCAUCUAGGCAGAGGGAGUUCGCUCGGUGUGAAGUGUGAAGCGCAAAUGGAACUUGGAAGGCCACGCAGCCUCCAACGCGGCUUCCUCUCCGAGGCCUUACUGGAGCAGUUGACAUUGCCUCGCGAGAGUGUGAGAAUGUCGUUGGCUCCGCUGCGAACAUGCUUCCAGCUGCCAGCGCAUCGGCUUUCACAGCACGCACCGCUUGACAGGCGGCGUGUCGCACAUCAUCCAUUUUCUUUCAAGAUUCAACGACGAUUCGACUUGACACUCAAUCUCGAGCACAGCCGAAAGCAUUUUGGUAAGAUGGCAUGUCUGCCCACUAUGCCAAGGAUUUGGAGUGCUGAUGCCGAUGCAACCAGGGAGGAGCGGCAUCAGACCUAUUCAAAAGACCAAAAUCGCCACAAGCCGAACUUGUUCGGGACUCAAUCUUCACCGGGCUUUCGACACUCGCUUGAUGGCUGCUGGCCAGCUUUGUGCUGCUUCUUGGAUAGUUCGAUACCAUGCGCUUGGGGCACCACGGCCGCCCGUUCUCUUCUUGCCUGCGUCUGUACCGCCCCAAGUAGUGCUGUUGGUAACAUUCGAGGAUAUUGUUGGGCCGCAUGCAGGGUCGCCAUGGAAGACUUCCCUCCAGAUUGGCCACUGACCAGCUCGCCAGUCGCAUUGGACGCGCACGCCUCGAAUGACAGCUUUAUCUCGCUGUAUCGACACGACAGCCCGCAGUUCACACUGCAUGACUUCCAUCGACUCCAGCGAUCCCCGGUCUUGUCGGCGCCGCCAGAGUUCGAUUUGAAGCGUUUGAGACGGCGGCGGAAGCCUUCGACGCCGCAUCUUGCUGCAGCGCCGUUGAGCUACACGGACCACUGGUCGCCAAGUGCAAUUCUGCCUAGCCAAGCUCACUCGCUCUCACAACACUCACCUGCUAUCCCUUCUUUUCCACCUUUGCCACUCACGCCACGACUUCGACCGAGCACAACAUCGCCAUCUCUCACGUCCACGGUGACCACGUUACAGUCGACACCAGCACAGACACCGAUCUGUCGCGCCGCCGCUCCGCAAGAGCGUGACUGGGCUGACGACCACCUGGAAGUGGGCGACCAUAUUCGCACCAAGCGUAAGUUUGAGCCUCUCAGGCGAGCAAAACGGCUUCCGCGGCAGCGGGUAGAUAGCGGUGGAAGCGGGCAGGACGAGGACGAGCUGUGGGAGGUGCAUGCGGCGGUGUUUGAUCCUCCAUUGGACGAGAAGCUAUUCAGAGGGUUGUCGCGCCUAACAGAGCAGAAUCACCAGCACCAGCACUUGCAGCGCCAGAAGCACAGCUCCCAGCACGAGCGCGCCGGCGAUCACCAGCAAGUCAACGAGGACCCGCCUUCGAAUUCAGAGGCACCAGCGCCAGAGUCUUGGCACGCGCCGCCGCCGCAGCAGCAGCAAGGCCAAAUCGCGACCUCAUCAUCACUCUCACUCUCGAAAUUCGACUUUCCCAACCCUCCUGGACGAGAUAAUUGGGAGGGCACAUUCGGUAAGUCCACCUCUCUACAGACUUUGCACCCUUCUGACCGAACUUUGCAGGGCACUUGGCACAGCCAUCGCAACCUUCAUCCCCAGCCACUAUUUUGUAUCGUGGAGCAUCUUUUGACGUCGUCAAUCCGCACGCGUCUCUUAUUCUUGGCGCUCAUCGACGGACUUCUCGACGACUACUUCGACCAGCCAGUAGAGAAAAUGCAGUACGACACUCUCACCGGCGAGCCCUCGCAAACCUCGCUGCGCGUCCCAAGCGAGAACUCCAGACGCGUGCUUUACGAUGAUCCAGGCAGACGUGAUCCCUUCUCCACCACCCAAUGCCGUCCUCAACGACUUGCGCUCGCCACGAGCUCAGAAGAUGAGUGCGACAGGUAUGACUCUUCGCAAUGCUUAUCUGCCCAUGGCACUGAUGUAACUCACAGCCUGGCACAUGGCAAUGACAGCCGGAAGCCACCCGAGUCUGGCAGUAACAAUCAACUCAAGGCAAUCGACGCAGUUCUCAGAGAAGAUCGCAACGCCGAGUUCGCGCCAACCUCUCCGCAAGAGGUCAAAGGUCUGGGCAUCACAGCUUCAGAUCAUGGUGCUGAUACUCAAGCGACAUUGGAACAAAGCACAGACCCGACGAUCGGAGAGAUCUUGAAGGGGUACGACUACACCAGAGUCCCAAUCUCCUCAGAAGGAGAAGUCGACAUCACAGACAGCCGAGCGAUUGAGCGGGCCCGCAAGGCUAGCCUUGAGCCGGCGUUUGACACCUCUCACGGUCUGGUCUCGCCGUUACAAACCCCAACUGCAGACCGCAAGGAUUCUACACGAGAUCUAGAUGCCAAGCCUGUGCUGACGACCCCACCUGUCGUGCCAGUUGCUCUGCCGACGCCACCAGCACCAGUCUACAAUGGCACAGGCUUCCAUUACUACUCCGGCUGCUCCGAGCUUCCCACCACUGAUCGGACUUAUGGUGAGACAAACCAGCUAUUGCUUAUCACGCCGGAGGCUGCUCCAGAGUAUCCACCAUAUUCACCGGGCACUCCAUGCAACCCAAAGACUUGCGACAAUCCAGCGCACAUUCACAUCCAUCCAGACACAGACCCAAGGACUCCAGUGCCACCUUGUGUGCUGCCAUGGUACCACGACGACAAGGAGAACAUCCCGCCAAAGAGCGAGGACAAUCUUGCAGAGCUUGCUGCAGCCGCUGAGCGCUUCAGAUUCUUUGAUGACGAUAACGAUGAUGAUGGCGGCGACGUGGCCAAAGUGCUGCAGCGUAGCUCGAGCAUCUACUCCGAGGACAUCGAAGAUGACUGGGAGACUCAGUACUCUGAUUCUCACUAUGACCUGCCACGCAACUAUGGUCGCAUCAGCCUGGACAGCUAUGCCAACACGAGCUUUUAUGACAGCCGAGUCCGACUGAGCACAGGCCCCUCUCAGAUGGAAGGCCACAUCCUGACGCCGAUCACCGACUUGUCGCCAGCUGUGUCUUCUCCGGACGACGUCGCCGCACAAGAAUUCGAGCGUCGACGUCAGAUCAAGAAAGCCAUCAAGGAGUUGGAGGCAAAGAUCAUCGAAGACGACCUGAAUGUCCUUUAUGGGAGCACGCCUCUUGACAAAGCCCAGCGGAAGGCUGAUGUUGAGGAGCUGGAACGCUUACGUCAGCUCUAUCCAUCGACAUCCGAUCGCUUCGCCCUGAAAGCUUCGGAGUCUCUCAUCUCUCUCAAGGCAAAGUCGACAAACAAGCUCCAGAAGGUCAAGCCUUUUCGUCCCAACUACAAUCCAAGAAACAGCUUCAAUCGCAUUGCCGCUCUCGGAAAGCUCUGGCCAGCAGCUGAUGCCGCCUCUGACCGUCGAGGUCUGCUCGAUUCCCCAACGACGCCAACUCCACGUCGCGGCGAUCUAGUAUGGGACGAUAGAGAGGCCACCUUCACUACUCUUCGCGCGGACUUCAGCAUCCCAAGUCAUUCUCCGGCUUCCUUCCGCGGCCCGGCAACCGAGCUUUGGUCACCUUUUGUGCGAGAUCCUACAGUCAAGGCCAUCUAUGGUGGAUCGCACAGCAACAGCGCCACCACGACCAAUGCCAAGGUGACUGAGGUCGAGUUGAAGCCACUAGGUGGCAAGACCAAGCGAUACAAACCGGCUGCUAUGAGCAACCAGUACGAGCCACGCCAAUUGCAUCUGCUCAAGUCAAACCGUCUGAAUGAUGCGCAGCUCACUGCUCGUCAGCCGGGCUGGAGAAUGAAGCCCCAGGUGACUGCGAACAGCCCUCUGGGCAAGCACAACGAGUGGUCCUUCGCCGCCAACGAGCCAAUGCUUGUCAAGCCCGAGAGCGACGUCGAAAAGGCGCUUCGUGCUGACCAGGAGGCCAUCUCGAAGCGCUACCUCUGGUCGUGCGCGGUCUUUCCUCCGUUGACGCUUGCCUUCGGUCUUGGUGCCUUCGACAAGCCCAUCCAGAAGAAGGUGGGAGGCGGCAUUCGUGGUGCUUCGGCUCGAGGCAAGCGCAAUGCGCUGUUGGUCUACUUCCCGCUUGGCUGCAUUUUUUGGGGUAUCCUGGUAAUUGCAAUGUACCUUAUGGUACUGAGCAGCAAAGGUACCCUGUAUGAGGAUGAGAAGAAGAAUAGCGCUCCUAGCUGCAACCUUUGCAUAAGAGUUGGAGCUAGGAGCAAGAGCAAGCACUGA